GAACAAUGGAAGAUAACCCUGCAGGAUAUUAAGUUGCUGUAUCUCCAGCGUCAGUAUAAACGAUGCAUCGCCCGUUCGUCAGCUAUCCUCAACACCUCCAGGGAAGCAAUCCACCCAGUGUACAAAACUUACCUUUACUACUACAGUGCAAUUUCAUACGAAGCAAUGGGUCGCUACGCUCAUAACUACUCGAUCAAUAAACUUCCUCUGCUACACUCAGCCUUGGAUUGCUUUGUUACCUGUCUCGCGGUUCUACCCAACACCAUACGCAUCCACGAGACCGAUCCCGAAACUCCCAGCUACACCUCCUUUGGCGAGUCUUGUUCAGCGUCAGACCUAUCAGGGACACUUUCCCCGACUGAAAGUCUCGUCAGCAGCAUUACAGACAUCAUUGACAAAACCCUUGGCUGCUCCGACGACGACGACGACGACGACGACGACGACGCCAACAGUACUUCUUCAAGCAUCUACCAGGGUUCCGUUGAAGAACUCGAAGAAAAAAGCCUGAUGCCGCCUCCGCUGCACGUCCGAAAAUCACCUGCACAGGUCAAUAACGUCUCAGCGAAUCAUACUGGCAGCAGUGGACCAGGGCGGGUCCGGCCACCGCCACCGCUGCCUAUCAAAGUCGUCCCAUUCGGGCGUACCUGUCCUGACAGGUCCAAAAGCAGGCUAGGAGGUGGUGAUAUUGCUCAAGCGGCGUCGGCGGCGGCGGCGGCGGCGCCAAUGACACCACGCCGCCGUGAGGAGGCCGCUGCCGUGGGCAACUACAAUGCCAGCAUUCAUUUCCUCUACAGCCAGAUCAACUCGAAUAUUGCCUCGGUCCAUUACUUGAUUGACGAAGUGGCUGGGAUCCGGCAGGCCCGGAAGAAGAAGUCCCAGAGUUUCGGGCGAUCGGCUUCGUUUUGGUCCUUUCGUCCUGUGACAGAGGGGGCGUCUCCAGAGAGCGUUGCUCAGCGGGUUUCAGACCCAGAUUCAACCACGGAGACGAUGCAAGCGCGGAUUGCGCGGCUCCGUGCUGAGGGAUGGCAGACUGUGGGGUUGAGGUCCUCCAAGCGGCGGUGGAAGGGCAGCGCGUACUACAAGGCUUACUGCGGGUCGGUUUUGGAUGAGCUAUACCUCGAU
Molecule: messenger RNA, 1122 nt
Organism: Aspergillus ochraceoroseus IBT 24754
Lineage: Eukaryota; Fungi; Ascomycota; Eurotiomycetes; Eurotiales; Aspergillaceae
Exons: 4
Source: RefSeq, a predicted model, not a curated record